GACACAGCGUCGACGCUCGUCGUGGCCUUCGCGUGAGCAACUCGACGUUCCGCCACGCCGCGGACGAUCGCGCGCGCCGCGUUCGCCGUCGCUAGGACGCCGUAGGAUCCACCCAUGGCCAUCAUCAUCGGCAUCACGAACAAGGGCCUCGUCGCCGCGGCGGCGGCGGCGGCGGCGGCGGCGCUGGUCAUCCAGCGCCUCUGGCGCCGGCGCAAGGACGUCACGGGCCGCCACGACGCGCGCGUCAUGGUCGUGCUCGGCGCCCAGUGGGGCGACGAGGGCAAGGGCAAGCUCGUCGACGUGCUCGCGGGCCGCGCGGACCUCGUGUGCCGGUUCAACGGAGGGGCCAACGCGGGCCACACGCUCGAGGUCGACGGCAAGAAGUACGCGUUCCACCUCCUGCCCUGCGGCAUGCUCCGGGACACGUGCGUCAACGUCAUCGGCAACGGCGUCGUCGUCCACGUGCCGACGCUCUUCGAGGAGCUCAAGCAAUUAGGGGACGACUCGUCGCUCGAGAAGUUGGUCAUCUCGUCGCGCGCGCACGUGCUCCUCGACGGGCACCGCGUCAUCGACGGCAUGCUCGAGGCCGAGAAGGCGGGCAAGGGCGGCGCGCUGGGGACGACGAAGCGGGGCAUCGGGCCCUGCUACGCGUCGAAGGCGAACCGCAACGGCCUCCGCUUCUGCGACCUCGUCGGCGACGACGCGGGCCUCGUGGCGAAGCUGGCCGCCAUGCGCGCCUUCCAGGCGCUCCACUACGCCGGCGCCGCGCCGCCGACGGUCGCCGACGACGACGCGGAGCUGGCCGCGCUCCGGGGCUUCCGGGACCGGCUCGUUGCGCGCGGGUCCGUCCGCGACACCGUGACGUACAUGGCCGACGCCUACGACGGCGGCAAGAUCGUCCUCGCCGAGGGCGCGAACGCGGCGCUGCUCGACCCGGACUUCGGGACCUACCCCUUCGUCACGUCUUCCACCACCACCGUCGGCGGUGUCUGCACGGGUCUGGGCAUCCCGCCGUCCAAGGUCGACUGCGUGUUAGGCGUCGUCAAGGCCUACACGACGCGCGUCGGCGCGGGCCCCUUCCCCUCGGAGCUCGAUUGUGCAGUUGAGGGCUCCCCGGGCCACCACCUCCAGAACGUCGGCCACGAGUACGGCACGACGACCGGACGGAAGCGGCGCUGCGGCUGGCUCGACGUGCCCCUCCUGCGCUACUCCCACGCGCUCAACGGCUACGACUCGCUGAACCUCACGAAGCUGGACGUGCUCACGGGCCUCACAACGCUCAAGCUCGGCGUCGACUACGUCGUCGACGGCGCGACGCUGCCCCGGGGCUACAUGCCGCCGGGCCUCGACGAGCUCGCCAAGGUCGAGCUCGACUAUCUCGAGUUCCCGGGCUGGACCGAGGACAUCAGCGGCUGCGCAUCCUUCGCCGACCUGCCACCGAACGCGCGCGCGUACGUCCGCGCCAUCGAGGCCCACGUCGGCGUGCCCAUCUCCUGGGUCGGCGUCGGGCCGGGCCGGGACGACAUGUUCAUCAUGCCCGGCGUCCACUAGGGCGCCGCCCCGAACACCCCCAAGCACGAUCGCCCGAACAACCUAAGCGCCCCCCCCU
Messenger RNA from Aureococcus anophagefferens, 1609 nucleotides. RefSeq lists its product as hypothetical. Gene Ontology annotation, molecular function: GTP binding; adenylosuccinate synthase activity. Gene Ontology annotation, biological process: 'de novo' AMP biosynthetic process; IMP metabolic process. NCBI's taxonomy places the organism in Eukaryota, Pelagophyceae, Pelagomonadales, Pelagomonadaceae. The record is from RefSeq and is a predicted model, not a curated record. The transcript has a single exon. The coding region runs from base 115 to 1551 and encodes 478 amino acids. Gene Ontology annotation, cellular component: cytoplasm.